This is a messenger RNA of Pelobates cultripes (western spadefoot toad), 511 nucleotides long. The record is from the annotation of a GenBank genome assembly. Lineage: Eukaryota; Metazoa; Chordata; Amphibia; Anura; Pelobatidae.
GCGUGUUGAGGAGAGUUAUUAAUAUGUCAGCCACUGCCAAGUUUAUGAUGAAUAAGGAGGUUGCUGAAUGCAUUCUCUUAUUCUUGAUAACCACAUGGCAGACAAGCACAUUCCCAAACAGAGAGAAGAAGAUGAUGAAGGAAUAAGCCACGAUAAGCAGGGCUUUCACCAUGGGGUUUUGGGAUUCUGCUCCAUAGCGUUUCUUGCCCACAAAGCUCUGCCAGUCAGCCAGGCUGUAGUUAUUCCAGGAGAAAAACCCAGUGAUGUUGGGGAUCUGGAAAGGUUCCUUCAAGCUGCUAUUGAAAGGCAAACCUUCAGACUUCUUGGAAAUGCCGAUCAAUCCCAGCAGAAGAAGACACGUGAGAUGGGACACCAUCACUACAAUGUGUUACUUUCCCCAGUCCAGGAGAGAUAAAGGCAUGAGAGGCUGGUGAUUUACUCCAGGUGAGAGAGGGAGCUGCCCUGAGCGCCACACUCACAGUCUGCUCGCAUGGUCAGAGGUGGAAUGUUG